Molecule: messenger RNA, 513 nt
Organism: Gossypium raimondii (Peruvian cotton)
Lineage: Eukaryota; Viridiplantae; Streptophyta; Magnoliopsida; Malvales; Malvaceae
Product: 60S ribosomal protein L29-2
Exons: 3
Coding region: 133-318 (61 amino acids)
Biological process (GO): cytoplasmic translation
Cellular component (GO): ribosome; cytosolic large ribosomal subunit
Molecular function (GO): structural constituent of ribosome
Source: RefSeq, a predicted model, not a curated record
CGGGGGCAUUCUCGUCUUUCAACUUCCAACAUCAAGAAAUUAGGGUUUCAAACUUUCCCCUAUAUAUAAUAUCCAAAAACCCUAGUGAGAGCCACCGCAUCUUGAUAUCCAUCAGAUUAGGGUUGAGCAGAUAUGGCCAAGUCAAAGAACCACACCGCUCACAAUCAGUCUUACAAGGCUCACAAGAAUGGCAUCAAGAAGCCCAAGAGGCAACGCCAUACUUCCACCAAAGGGAUGGAUCCAAAGUUCUUGAGGAACCAGAGGUAUGCAAGGAAGCACAACAAGAAGAAUGGGGAGUCUGCCGCUGAGGAAGAGUAAAUUUAAAUGAAAAAGAAAUUAUCCUUCAUUAAGGUUUUUCUAGUUAGGGCUGUUUUACUAUAUUCUAUGGAAUUUAGUGUUAAUUUUACACUCCUUUUGUUUUUGUAUUGUUGUUUUAUGGGAUUAUUGAUUAUAUUUGUUAGAAAAUAUCUGAAGUUGUGAGCUUAUUAAUAUCAUGAACAUGUUUUGAUCUUA